Molecule: messenger RNA, 1247 nt
Organism: Orbicella faveolata
Lineage: Eukaryota; Metazoa; Cnidaria; Anthozoa; Scleractinia; Merulinidae
Product: intraflagellar transport protein 43 homolog A-like
Biological process (GO): intraciliary retrograde transport
Cellular component (GO): intraciliary transport particle A; cilium
Source: RefSeq, a predicted model, not a curated record
GCAGUUUGUUUGUUUCGUUGCAGUCGUUUUGGUCAAAUGAGCGCUUUGAAAAUUGUAUUUUUGACAAAUUGACGAGAUCUUUUUGGGCAUUUACGGAGAUAUUAACAUUCAUGGAUGACCUUUCGCCUAAGAGAGAGAGUUAGCGGGAUACAGCAACUAAACGAGUGGACAGAUAUUCUUACGCACGAACUUCACUCUUCUUCACUCUCUGAUAAAAAUUCCUUUGAAUCUAAAACACACAAAAGGGACAUAUUAAAGACAAACAGCAACAUGGCCAAGGAAGUCAGACAGGGAAGACGAGCUGCCCAGAAUUCUCAACCUCAGCUGGAUGCCGAAGAAGAUGUACUGGAUGCGGCUCUCGGAGAUAUGGCAGAGACUGACAACAUCAAAGCACAGACAGAUCUUGAUCAGCCUCCACCAAAACCAUCAAGACGGCAAGGAGGGUGGGCAGAUGACACUCCAAAAGAGAAAAAGAAAGGGAGAAGGGGUGAUGUGGAAACCUUUCAAGAAGAAGAUGAAAGACUUAAAAUGGAUAACGCAGUAACACAAGAUGAUGAUGAUGGGGAUAUUCCUGUGAUCCCUGACCUUGAGGAUGUACAAGAGGAGGACAUGAUGACUCAGAUUGCUGCUCCACCUAGCGUUCAAGUGAACAGAGUGGCGACAUACAAGGAACUGGACAGUUAUUUUCAGAAACAGUCAGCUCUCUUUAAUGUUAACUUACUGGAUGGCGAAAUUGACCUAAAACUCCUCACUAAUGUUUUAUCUCCAGAAACGGAAGUGUUUGAGGAGGACAAACCUUGGGACUGGGACCGACUAUUCACUGAAGUAGCAUCCGAGCUACAAACCGAGUGGGACACUGGGAAAGAAACAGAUGAACUAGAAGAGUCUAACACAUGAACGAACUAAAAACGUUUUAAAUUAUUGGAGACGGAGAAGGCCAGGAAAUAUAUUUAUUAAUCCAGAGCCGGCAAGUGUAGGAAAAUUUGCCUUUUAUUUUUCUUUCCUUUUUGUAGUUUUUCUCUUCUCGUAAAUAUUAAUGCUCGUAAAUGCAACGAGGACGAGUUAAAAAUUGUAAAAUACAGUAGCCACUCCUUCUCUUUGCAGACGCCGCCAUCGUAUGCAAAGUUCUGUUCAUACAGCAUGUACACAUUCGCGCUUUUUUGAGUUUUCUGUGCGUUCCUCGGUGAAAGAACUAGCGGUCAAAUGUCCUAACAAAUAAAACAAAACGAAAAAACAUGAGAAACGCA